Molecule: messenger RNA, 1011 nt
Organism: Orcinus orca (killer whale)
Lineage: Eukaryota; Metazoa; Chordata; Mammalia; Artiodactyla; Delphinidae
Product: aldo-keto reductase family 1 member B10
Cellular component (GO): cytosol
Molecular function (GO): aldose reductase (NADPH) activity
Source: RefSeq, a predicted model, not a curated record
AUGACGGAUGUGUGGAGGGGGGUCUCGGCCGUCAUCGCUGGCAGCCCGCAGCCAAAUGAAGCUGAACACAAGACAACGAAUCGGCUCACUCACGACCAUUUUGCACUCACCGUGGCCACCCUUGUGGAGCUCAGUACUAAGGCCAACUUGGGCCUGGGCACCUGGAAGUCUACCCCAGGCAAAGUCAGAGAGGCUGUGAAAGUGGCCACUGACAUAGGAUGUCGCCACUUGGACUGUGCUUAUGCCUACGAGAAUGAGCAUGAGGUGGGGGAAGCCAUCCAAGAGAAGAUCUGAGAGAAGGUUGUGAAGCAGGAGUGGAUCCUGUACCAGGUACUCCUGUCCCAGAGAGGACUAAGCCAAGCCAGGAUCCCUGGGGUCCCUCUAGCACUGCCCAAAGCACAGGCCAUGGAGGAACUGGUGGACAAGGGGCUGGUGAAAAACAUUGGGAUCUCCAGCUUCAACCACUUCCAGAUCGAGAGGCUCUUGAACAAACCCAGACUGAAAUACAAACCAGUGCUUACCAGUGAUGAGGAUUGUUCCCCUUUACAGAUUGAGUGUCACCUAUACCUCAGGCAGGAGAAACUGAUCCAGUACUGCCAGUCUAAGGGCAUCACUGUCAUGGCUUACAGCCCUCUGGGCUCUCCAGAUAGACCUGGGCGAGGCGACUCGUCCCUACUGGAGGAUCCCAGGAUUAAGGAGAUUGCUGCAAAGCACAAAAAAUCCACAGCCCAGGUUCUGGUCCGGUUCCAUAUCCGGAGGAACGUGGUCGUAAUUCCCAAGUCUGUGAUGCCAGCACGCAUCGCUGAGAACUUUCAGCUCAAGAAGUGUACCAUGGAGGACUCUGUAGGUCCUGUGCUCUGUCUACAGUGGAGAGGGCCUGCAGAGGAGGACUGGAUGGAUGGUCCCAGUCCUCCAGACAAAGGAGGAUGUGAGGUCAUCUGCUGUGGUCGAGGAGCUGAAAUGCAGAAAGGGACUUCAGCGAGUGGAGAAGGCUUAGAAUUGCUUCUAUGA